GAACAAUACAUCUUUUAGCUCUUUAAGCCUUCUCAAAACAAAGAAGAAAAGCUCAACAAAAAUGGCAGUCUCCUUCCAUGUUCGAUCUAACAGCUACCCUUCGAGACAACACCCUCAAGCCGCUCAUGUCGAUGAGCAAUUGACCAGAUUGAGAUCUUCUGAUUCAGCCUCUUCAUCUUCUAUCUGCCAGAGACUUAGCAACCUUCAAGAUUUACAUGAUUCUCUUGAAAAGAUGAUUCGCUUGUCUGUCACCAACCUAGCUUUAUCUCAAGAUCAGAUUGAGAAACUUCUUGAUGGAUCUCUCAGGAUCUUAGAUUUGUGCAAUAUAGCCAAGGAUGCGAUUUCACAGAUGAAAGAAGGUCUCAUGGAGAUCCAAUCUAUUCUACGAAGAAAGCCUGGAGAUCUAUCCGGAGAGGUCAAGAAAUACUUAGUCUCAAGAAAGUUCCUCAAGAAAUCACUCCAAAAAGUAAUCAAGAGUUUGAAAGUGUGCCAAAGCAAAGAUUCCACCAAUGCAUCUUUGGUUGUAUUUGGAAGAGCAGAAGCUGUAACAAUGGCUCUGUUUGAAUCUCUGUUUAGCUUCAUGUCCGGAUCAAAGGCUUGUGGGAAAUGGUCAUUGGUCUCAAAGAUGAUGAGCCAAAACAAAGUUACAUGUGAAGCAGAAGCAAAUGAAUUCACAAGGAUCGAUUCUGAGUUCCAAUCCGAAAAGUCGUUGCAGAUGGAGGAUGUGCAGAACUUAGAGUCAUGCAUUCAAGAUCUUGAAGAUGGAAUUGAGUCACUCUCUAAAUCAUUAAUCAAAUACAGAGUUUCAAUCCUUAACAUCUAAUAAGUCAUUGUGCCCACAAAUUUUUGUACAAAUAGGAGAUAUAAAUGUUAACAUACAUAUACUAAUACAAGAUUCUUUCA
Arabidopsis thaliana (thale cress) is the source of this 903-nucleotide messenger RNA. RefSeq lists its product as hypothetical. Gene Ontology annotation, biological process: shoot system development; root development. The transcript has a single exon. The coding region runs from base 62 to 823 and encodes 253 amino acids. The record is from RefSeq and is marked reviewed. NCBI's taxonomy places the organism in Eukaryota, Viridiplantae, Streptophyta, Magnoliopsida, Brassicales, Brassicaceae.